AGAACAGCCCCAACCAAGGCGGGAAGGAGGCGGGGACUCGACAGCCUUUGGUGAUUCUCUUGGGCUGGGGUGGCUGCACGGACAAGAACCUGGCCAAAUACAGCGCCAUCUACCACAAAAGGGGGGUGUUGGGCGUUCACAAGGCAAGCUCUGUGCAUGCACUCAUGGGUGACGUGGAGGUGGAGGGCACAUGCGCCCUCAGAGACGGUGAGUUCCCAGGACUUGCUGCUGGGUUUAUGCCUGUAUCAACAGGUAGUGCUGCAUGGGAAUGCUUCUGGGGAGAAGCGUGUGUGGGCGUGUGUGCACGCACAUGUGUGGGCUCCUGAAGGUAGUACCUACAGUGGUGUGUGCGCUGUGGGUGUGCGUUGGUGGCUGUGCUUUUUUGUGCACUUCACAGGUGGUGCAGUGGGUGCCAUGGGUGUCUGCGUCUGUGGGGUGUGAGGCGGACAAGGCUGUGUUUAGUCCCAAGGGUCGUGUGUGUGUGGUGGUGGUGUGGAGUAUGUUUGCGUUCGUUGGCGAUGCUGUGUGUAAGUUGAGGGUGGGUGGAAAGCACCCUCUGGGGAGUUGGAGCAGAGCUCUUUGUGAAAUUUUCCAGAUCUGCGGGGCCAGGUAGCAUCCGUGACCCCCCUGCAGAGUCUUGGGAGGGGUGCUUAGGUACGCUAGGGUCUUGGUGAGAGCAGAGCCAGGAGGAGUUGGGGCACAUGUGAUCACAGUCAGCGGGAGGGGACAAGGUCAGGAGGCUGAUGGCAGGGUUACCUCAGCUGACCAUCUCUCUCUGGCUCUGGGUCAUUCGAGUACUGCGCGCAUGUAAUUUUCUCCUUGUUAUUACUCCUACCACCACUAAUGACUGCUGUUCUUAGCUGAGGACUUUGUGCCAAGUGCUGUUUUGGGCACUCGAGGUACGUUUUUUCGUUUCAUUUUCACCACAAUCCCAUGAGAUGGAUGUUAUCCCAACUUACAGCUGGGAAUGCAGACUCAGAAAGAUGAAGUAAAUUGCUGUUCAUCCAUACUGUUAAUAAGUGCUGGUCCCAGGAAUUGAGCCCAGAACUGUCUGACCCCAGAGCCUGCCUAACUCAGAUUCCCCCGACAAGGGGCCCUUUGUCUCUGGCACAUGUUAAUGAGGGAGGAUUAGGACUCAGGGUGGCUUUGGCUGCCUGUUCUAACUGGCCUAGAAGGGGAUCUGUGUGGAGACCUCGAGGUGUACUUGACCCAGGCAUUGAGGGGUACAGAGGCCUAGAGAGAGUUUAGCUAAGAUUUUAGCAUUUGAGGAACCACGGAGUUUACUGUAUUUGGAACUUCAGGGAGAGUGAGGAGUGAUCCCAGGCCUUGGAACCAGACAUUUGGGAGUAUGGCCUCUGUUCUCAGGGCCCUGCGGGAAGGUGGCAGCGGCCAGAGACUGACGCCAUGUGGGCCUGGCUCGCGGGCGGCCUCUGGUGGUCAAGGCUGGGCCUGCAGGCUGUCUCGGGUGUUGGGUCUUGUGGGGAUACCUGUUUGUCCCUGGGAAGUAGGGACAGGCAAGAGCAGAGUCGCUGUAGCAGGGUGUAGCCAAGCAGUGAGGCCUUAAAUGUGCCAGAGUUGAGCAGAUGAGGGUGCAGGGUCAGGGGUGGGAGGGAGACAGGGAGCGGACCAGAGUGAGGAGGCUUCCUUCUGGUCAGCCCAGAUGUUUCCAAAGUGAGCUCUGGGCUCCAGGCCUCGCAUACCAUCCCGGGCUGAGGGGGCUUGGCCAGCAUGAAGCGCUUAUUCCACAAAUGGGCCUGGAGUGGACCUUCCUGCGUCUAGGACAGGUGAGCUGUUGCCCAGACUGCAGCAGGGCCUGGAGCACUGCCAGCUUAUGGGCCUGUGGAAAUUGGAGCUGCUGGACCCCUCUGACCUUAGCUGCUCUCCACCUCCCCACCCCAUCCCCGAGGAUGGACAGGGCCUCUCUCCUCUCCUCAGGGCUGCAUCGUGAUCCGAUACACAGCCCCCUGGCACAUGGUCUUCUUCUCCGAGUCCCUGGGCAUCCCUUCACUUCGUGUCUUGGCCCAGAGGCUGCUUGAGCUGCUCUUUGAUUACGAGGUUGAGAAGGAGCCCCUGCUCUUCCACGUCUUCAGCAACGCCGGCGUCAUGCUGUACCGAUACGUGCUGGAGCUCCUGCAGACCCACCGGCGCUUCUGCCACCUGCGUGUGGUGGGCACCAUCUUUGACAGUGGUCCUGGCGACGGCAACCUGCUGGGGGCUCUGAGGGCGCUGGCAGCCAUCCUGGAGCCCCGGCCUGCCGCGCUGCGCCUGCUGCUCCUGGUGGCCUUUGCCCUGGUGGCAGUCCUGUUCCACGUCCUGCUGGCGCCACUCACCUCCCUCUUCCACACCCACUUCUAUGACAGGCUGCUCGACGCAGCCUCUCGCUGGCCAGAGCUCUACCUCUACUCCAGGGCCGACGAGGUGGUCCUGGCCAGGGACGUGGAGCGCAUGGUGGAGGCACGCCUGGCGCACCGGGUCCUGGUGCACUCUGUGGACUUCAAGUCAUCUGCACACGUCAGCCAUCUCCGUGACUACCCUACUUACUACACGAGCCUCUGUGUCAACUUCAUGCGCAGCUGCGUCCGGUGCUGAGGUCCUUGCCCUACCCACCUCACCUCUGCUCCAGAAAUAAAUGCCUGACACCUCCCCAUAACCUACAUCCAUGGGUGGGGUCCUCUUCUGGUUCAACUCCCUGCAGCCCUCUGGGACUUUAUGGUCCUCCAGGUAGAGAAUUUCCAUGGGCCUCUGUCCUGGGGACUGUGGUGGUCUGCUUAUCCCAGGAUUCUUGGGGCAGGAGUGCCUGCGCAGGUCUCUGCGGAAGCCUAGCAGUGGUUGUGUUUGGAUAAGUGCAACAGGCUGCUGACUCCUGUGGCAUUUAGGCUGUGAAGGGUUAAUAAAGCUGCGGGUGGGGGGUAGGGGUGAGGAUGAGCCCCAGCAUUGAUCUCUGAUUCCUUGAAUAGAAGGUGAGCUUUGCAGGGAGGUGCCAGAGGGCAGGGGCAGGCUGGGGCAGGGGCUGUGAUCUGUGCUCCCAAGUCCCGGAAGGACAGAGCCCCACAGCAUGGAGUGCCGUCCCUGUGGAUCCCAUUUAGCAGUUCACUCAGGCUUCUCAUUGCCAGGGAGUCUAAUGUGGAAGCCAGAUGGGGAGCUGAGGGUACACAGGUGGGGGGCCUGUCCAGGUGUACCACACUUUGCCAGGAAGCUGCUAGAUCCAGGAAAGUUGCAAGAUGUGUGUGUAAUGGGCAGAUGGAGUGGGGUGCAGGAAGACAGCAGCGCCAGAUGGGAGCUGGGACAAGCUGAGUCAGGAGCCCUAAAGACCAGAACCAGAACCACUGGCCUGAAAAAAACUCCUUCAUCUCCUUGAGGGAGACCCACUUGGAUCCUCUGUAGGUAGAAGUGGUGGCUUCAGCCUUGGAGUCCUGUAUCAUCUAUUAUUCUACAAGUCACUGCUU
Messenger RNA from Lagenorhynchus albirostris (white-beaked dolphin), 3446 nucleotides. It is a transcript of the gene TMEM53, whose product is annotated as transmembrane protein 53. Lineage: Eukaryota; Metazoa; Chordata; Mammalia; Artiodactyla; Delphinidae. The transcript has 3 exons. The record is from RefSeq and is a predicted model, not a curated record. The coding region runs from base 1972 to 2589 and encodes 205 amino acids.